AUGAAGCCAAAAGCAGCAAAGAGCAAAGGAGGGGGCCAGGAGAAAAAAGUCAUCCAUCCUUACAGCAGAAAAGCUGCUCAACUUACAAAAGAAGCACACAAACAAGAAAAAAAGGAAAAGCUGAAAAAUGAAAAGGCCUUUCAUCUCAGUGUUGUGGGUGAAAAACUCCUUUGGUUUCAAAAUCACCUGGACCCUAACAAACUGGAAUACACAAAAAAAGAAGCCUGUGAACUAGUAGAAAUGUAUUUGCAUCGGUUCAGUGAUGAGUUGGAGCAGAUCGAACUGCACAACAGUAUUAAGGGCAGACAGGCAAGGCAGCACAGUUCCCGAGAAACCGUCAUCAAACAGACCAUGGAACGUGAAAGACGGCUGUAUGAUGGAUAUGGGCUAGAUAUUCCUGACAUUGUGAACAGCAAGCAUUUAAAAACUUUCAGAGAUUGGGAUGGCGAUCUGAAGAAGUUGCCAAACAUUAAAAUGAGAAAGCUAUCCAGUAAAGAUGCCCUUACUACUGGGAUGGAGAAAGCAUCUGUUGAAGCUGAAAAGGAACCAUGUACAGCAAAGGAUGUACACUAAUGAACAGCUGCUGAUACGGAGAUGAAAGCUGAGGCAGAUUGCUGAGCUACUGU
Molecule: messenger RNA, 626 nt
Organism: Euleptes europaea (tarantolino)
Lineage: Eukaryota; Metazoa; Chordata; Lepidosauria; Squamata; Sphaerodactylidae
Gene: TMA16
Product: translation machinery associated 16 homolog
Exons: 7
Coding region: 1-573 (190 amino acids)
Cellular component (GO): nucleus
Source: RefSeq, a predicted model, not a curated record